Aspergillus homomorphus CBS 101889 is the source of this 1376-nucleotide messenger RNA. RefSeq names its product Zn(II)2Cys6 transcription factor domain-containing protein. The transcript is spliced from 4 exons. Lineage: Eukaryota; Fungi; Ascomycota; Eurotiomycetes; Eurotiales; Aspergillaceae. The coding region runs from base 111 to 986 and encodes 291 amino acids. Gene Ontology annotation, biological process: regulation of DNA-templated transcription. The record is from RefSeq and is a predicted model, not a curated record. Gene Ontology annotation, molecular function: zinc ion binding; DNA-binding transcription factor activity, RNA polymerase II-specific.
AGGAAGUAGAACGUCGUCGUCGUCGCGCAACUUUUGGGCUCUUGACUCCCAACACUCUUCCAUACCCUCAGCCUAUUCCUAUGCUGCUGCAAUAAGUUCAUCCUGAAGAAAUGGCGCCGAGCAAAGCGACCAAAGUCUCCCGAAUCACCGUGGCUUGCAAUUCCUGCCGGUUCCGGAAACAGAAGUGCAAUGGAAACAAACCGAUUUGCACACAAUGCCACCAAAAUAAUCGUCGGUGCGACUGGCCCGAGCAGCUGAAACGAGGCCCCGCCAAGGGCUACAUCGAAGCUCUCGAGCACCGACUCCAAGAAACUGAAACUCUGCUUCUCAAGUUCCUCUCACACAUGUCCGACGCCCAGUUAUCAUCCUCGAUUCAAGAUAUCCAGUCCGACAUCCACAACGGGAUAGCUGCUACCAGAAGUCCUCCGCCCUCGUAUACACCGUCAUCGCGAUCAGGGAAACGGGGAACGGAGUACUGGAAACAAUUUCCGCUCCACACCGUGCAAGACGUCCGAGCGUGGCAGCAGGACUGUCUCAACCAGGAACAACAACAACAUCAGACAGGCUCGGGACGCAACUCAGCGGACCGCGUGAUCAGCAGUGUCUCCGACAUCCUCAGUUCCAGAAACAGUGAGCCCUUGGGAGAGACGUCGCAUGAAGCCGGCAUCGAACAUCGACCAGCGGCUGUACCCAGGUCAGAGCUUCCGCCGAUAAACGCAUUUCGGGUCAACAUGUACGAGAGAUCGGACGAAGUCAAUGAGCAGGCGAAGGAUCCGAUCGCUAGCCUCGAGAAUCCACUGGAGGGGUAUAAACAACAGAACGCCGAAAAGCCGCACUCUGGCCCGAUGUUUCCCGCGAUACAGCUCCCGCGCAUCAGUUGCUCUCAGUCGGACCACUUACGAGGGCAUGGCCUGAAUGUGCCGCAAGCACCGAGUCUUUGGCGGGGUGCGCCUUCUGUGAGUUUCCAGCAACAGUAUCUCUGGUAGAGACUGCUGCGUGGUGUAUAGAUCUUUCAGACGGAGCUUAUGAUGUUAGGGCCUUUAAGAUUGGCCGUGGUAUGUAAAGAAGUAUUGAUAUGAUUCAGUGUGCUCUACCAACGCUGAGCGGGUGUUUGGAAUGAUGCGCCUGAGAGGCCUGGUAAGCAUGGUUUCAUCGCUACAUGGAGGAACUAUCUACAUAGGCAAGCUCAGGGCGCGAGCGAUUCAGCCCAUAAGGGCCGCAGGACCACGCCAAUUUGAGAUGGAUGGUGCAUCUGUUGGCUUGAGACAAACAUAACGGAAGAUAGUUUGAUGUCGUCUCAGCCCAGAAGAGCCCUUGACAGGGUUGUUGUGUACAUAGAAGAAUACCCUCAGUUCAGGCCAAACGCUCGGCCCCAC